This is a messenger RNA of Rotaria sp. Silwood2, 1788 nucleotides long. Lineage: Eukaryota; Metazoa; Rotifera; Eurotatoria; Philodinida; Philodinidae. The record is from the annotation of a GenBank genome assembly.
AUGGAUACACAAACUCAUUUAGAAGAUUUAUCAAACGAGAUUUUCUUCGAAAUAUUUGAUUAUUUACAUGCACUUGAUAUUUUUACUGCAUUUGGUUCAUUGAAUAAACGAAUUUCAUCGAUAUUACAAUCAAUUCCACUUCGUAUUAUUGUUUCAAUUAUUCAUUGUCGCAAUCAAAUUGAUUUUCUUUCUUCUCAUCUUACUUUUCAUGCUCAUCAAGUUAUUUCAAUAAGAAUGAGUGAUACAAUUCGUGAUGAUACAUCUAUGAUUAGUUUAUUAUUUAAUCGACAUAAUUUUAUUAAUCUUCAAUUUUGUAUGCUUGUCACAGUCCAUCGAUCAACGAAACUUGAUAAUUUUAUUAAACAGAUAAAAACUUGUGAUAAACUUGUUUUAUUUAAUAUUUCUAAUCCAGAUGAUGAAACUAUGAAUGAAAGUGAUAAAUGUGAAUUAGUCCGAACUAUGUUUAUGCACAAAUCAUCUUCUCUUCGUUCAAUUGCCCUUCACUAUACUUAUGAUUAUUCCAAUAUUUUAAAUAAUAUUUCACUAACUUCAAAUGUUACAUUAUUGUAUUUAUGUAUAGAUGAUUCACCUUCAAACAUAUCUAUUCAUUCAAUUUUAUCAAUUCUUCGUCUUUGUCAUAGAGUACGUUAUAUAGGCAUAUUAGUGAAAGAGAACGGUCUAGUUGACAAUAAUAAUACCCUUGUUCCAAUUACAAUACCAUCUAUCAAUGAAAAUGAUCUUCCUGUAUUAUCACAAGUGAUCUCGCUCGAAUUGAUACUUUUUGUUGCAUGGAAUAAUUAUUUAAUUGCUUAUAUAUUGCGUUGUAUGCCUAAUCUUAAGUAUUUCUUUUUUAUAUUUGGACCAUACAUAUCAAAACACUUCUGUCCUAUUGAAUUGCUCGACGGUUAUUUAUGGCAAGAAAUAUUAGAACUUAAUGUUCCACAUUUAUCGAAAUUUGAAUUUCAUAUAUCAAUUUCGAAAUGUUAUCCACCAACCGAUUUGGAUAUUGUUAUUGAUUCAUUCAAAUAUUUUGUUAGAAAAUAUUCUAAUUGGCAUAUGAUUAUUGAUCAAUGGAAACUUCAAUCCUCAACUCCUGCCGAAUUUGUUAUGUUACGCACAUUGAAUUAUCAUAAACACAAAUCGUACAUAAAUACAGAUAUGCCUUUAAUUCCUAGUGGAUACUUUGACACACGAUCAACAAUGGAAACAAUAGAUGAUCAUUAUCUUUUUUAUGUAAAUGAAACGGAUUUAAGAAUAUACAUAACAUUAACAUCUGAAAGAUCACCUAUUACUUGGUCUUCUCCUUUAUUUCAACAAAUCAAAUAUCUUAGAUUAGAAUUGCCAAUAGUUCCUUCAUCAUUGUUGAAUAGUCUUUUGGAUAUUGUUAAUUUUCAUCAAAUAAGUGAUGAUGAUGUACAAGAAGAUGCUAUUUAUCUUUCAAAUUUUGUUCAUUUACCCACGAUACAUCAAAUAGAAUUUGGGUCGUCAUUUAAUAAAUAUCGAUGGAAACAUGCUCAAUUUGUUCUGGAAGCAUGUCCAAAUGUGUUCGAUCUUACAAUGUUGACUGCAUUACUCAUUUCUUCGAAAUUUAUUGAUAAUCCAUCUCUUAUUCCAGUUUUUAAAAAAAUUUAUAUGAUCGAAACAAUAUUAGAAGACGUUUACUUUCCUUCAAGCUUUGCACCCAAAUUUGUUGAACGUUUUCCAUCACUUAUACAUAUUGAGCUUCAAGUGGCUACAAUUACGUUUCUUCUCGUUCAUCAAAUACUCCUGCUAAUGUUUCAACAUUAA